UAAUCACAUAAGAAAAAAAGGUAAAAGGUAAAAAAAAACUCCAAAAUUAGCGAGGAGAGUGUGAUGUGAAUCAGACAUUUCUAUUGUCGCGUCGAUGACUAAAAUCCAUUCCACGGAGCCCAGCGAAAUUCAAUGUCAGAUAUCAAACCACCCUUUCGGAGAUGGAAAAUGAUUCUAAUUAUCUGUUUCCAUCGACUCACGAAAACAGAAUUAUGAUUUCUUAGCUAUCUUCCCCCGUUUUGUUUAUUUCGUUUACCUAACCCUAGUUUUUCUGUUAAUUAUAAUAGUAAUUUGUUUUUGCCUUAAAACAAAGACGGAAAGUUAGAUCUUUUAUAUUCUUCUUCUUCUUCUUUUGUUGAAUUUUUGAAAUUCUUUUACGUGAUUAAAAUUUUCUGUGUUUGAAUUGUAGGAGAGGUUGACUGGGUGUUUACUGUAUAGUGUCUCCAUAUAUUUUCCUCCUUUUUUUGGGGGAAGUUUUCUGAAUUAAGGUUUCAAGUUUUAGUUAGGGCUUGGAAUUGAUGGAGCCUCGUGUCGGUAAUAAGUUUCGACUUGGUCGUAAGAUCGGUAGCGGCUCUUUUGGAGAGAUCUAUUUGGGUACGAAUAUUCUGACAAAUGAAGAGGUUGCCAUUAAGCUUCCGGGAUUCUAAAUAUAAGAUGGUUUGGAGUAGAGGGAGAUUAUAAUGUUAUGGUUAUGGAUUUGCUUGGACCUAGUCUUGAAGAUCUAUUUAAUUUUUGCAAUCAAUCGUGUUGAAUUUGUUCACUCAAAAUCAUUUCUACAUCGAGAUAUUAAGCCAGACAAUUUUAUCAUGGGCCUAGGAAGGCGUGCAAAUCAGGUCUAUAUGAUUGGCUUUGGUCUGGCUAAGAAAUAUAGAAACAGUUCACAUCAUCACAUUCCUUACAGGGAAAAUAAGAAUCUGACUGGAACUGCAAGAUAUGCAAGCAUGAACACACACUUGGGCAUCGAGCAAAGCCGUAGGGAUGAUUUGGAAUCUCUUGGAUAUGUGCUUAUGUGCUUCCUAAGAGGAAGUCUUCCUUGGCAAGGUCUGAAAGCGGGAACAAAGAAACAGAAGUACGAAAAAAUUAGUGAGAAGAAGGUUUCUACUUCAAUUGAGGCCUUGUGUCGAGGUUAUCUGACAGAAUUUGCAUCACACUUCCAUUACUGUCGGUCAUUAAGAUUUGAUGAUAAGCCAGACUACACUUAUUACCUCAAAAGAAUCUUUCGUGACCUCUUUAUUCGUGAAGGCUUCCAGUUUGAUUAUGUCUUUGAUUGGACCAUUUUGAAGCAUCAGCAAUCACUGCUGACCACUCCUCCGGCACGAGCCAUUGGCCCCAGUGCUGGACCAAGUUCUCCCUUGCCCCCUGCCAUUGCCAAUUGUGACAGGCAUGCAACUGGGGAGAACAUGUGGGCAACUGGUUUGUCAUCUAUGAAUUCCUUUAGGCGGAAAACAUCAGGACCCUUGAAUUCUGGAAGUCACUCAAAGCAGAAAAAUCCGGUUGGAAAUGAUUCUGCAGUUACUAAAGACACUAUGUUUAUGGGGCAGCAAGGUGGAUCCUCUUCAAGGCACGUUGCAGCUUCUGACAGUUGCGAAGCUUUUGCUGGUAGCGAAGCUGACCCCCAACGUUCUCGUGCAGCUCAUGCUAGCCACGUAGACCCCAAGCGGUCAUCGUAUGGGAGAAAUACCUCUCAUGCCAAGAACUAUGAAGCUGCCCUCAAGGGUGUGGAGGGCUUGCAAUCCGAAAGUGAUGAGAGAAUUCAUUAUUAAACUCGGAAAAUGGAGCGUGUAUCGCUGGUAGGCGUUUGAGUUUUCAAGGAAUUCUGUGACUUGGAUCUCCUGAAUUUGGAUCUGGCGGCCCAAAGCCUGUGAUGAAGGGUAGAAUGAGUGGAACAUUUUUCUUUUAACAGUUUUAACUCACUGUUUUUUUUUUUCAUUUUCAUUUUUUUAUGAUUAUGCUUUUCUCAGUCAUCUGGGACUUUUGAAACUUUAUGGCAUUGUAAAUUGCUUACUGUAUUCAUGUCAUGUCGCCUUGUUCAUACCUUCUUUUUAAUAAAUAGUGGGAAU
Hibiscus syriacus is the source of this 2060-nucleotide messenger RNA. RefSeq names its product casein kinase 1-like protein 2. Gene Ontology annotation, cellular component: nucleus; cytoplasm. The record is from RefSeq and is a predicted model, not a curated record. Lineage: Eukaryota; Viridiplantae; Streptophyta; Magnoliopsida; Malvales; Malvaceae. Gene Ontology annotation, biological process: signal transduction; endocytosis; peptidyl-serine phosphorylation. Gene Ontology annotation, molecular function: ATP binding; protein serine/threonine kinase activity. The transcript has 14 exons. Bases 681 to 1763 code for a protein of 360 amino acids.